This is a messenger RNA of Danaus chrysippus (African queen), 516 nucleotides long. The record is from the annotation of a GenBank genome assembly. NCBI's taxonomy places the organism in Eukaryota, Metazoa, Arthropoda, Insecta, Lepidoptera, Nymphalidae.
AUGUUAGGAUAUGCAAACGCUGGGAUUCCAGAUAAAUCUUGGCAGCCACCAAUUGCAGUCCUAGAAACAACAAUGGGUACAAUUGUUGUAGAAAUGUAUUGGAAGCAUACACCCAACACUUGUCGAAAUUUUAUGGAGUUGGUGAGAAGAGGGUAUUACAAUAACACAAAGUUUCAUCGAGUUAUAAGGGAUUUUAUGGUUCAAGGAGGUGAUCACACAGGGACGGGUAAAGGUGGCCAAUCAAUAUAUGGGCCACAAUUUGAUGAUGAAAUAUCGAAUGAUUUGAAACAUACCGGUGCAGGAAUAUUGUCUAUGGCCAAUGUUGGACCUAACACAAAUGGAUCACAAUUCUUUAUAACCUUGGCACCAACACAGUGGUUGGAUGGCAAACACACAAUCUUUGGAAGAGUGCAAAGUGGAAUGACUGUGGUGAAAAGAAUUGGAUUAGUUGAAUGUGAUGCAAAUGACUGUCCUGUUGAUGAUGUAAGAAUUGAAAGAUCUUAUAUACCAAAAUAA